CACGCGCUACUUCGCCAAGGAGGAGGACGGAGAUUUCAUCUACCUCGCCCUUGAGCUCUGCGACACGAGCCUAGCCAGCCACGUCGAGGAGCAUAGCAACGCCAACAGCUCUGAUAUCAGCGCGGAGUUCUGCAGAAGGCAAGAGGAGGGAGCUGCGCAGCAAGAGCCUGUUUCGUCUCCCUCCGAGAGCAACGUGAACAAGAGCACUGGAGCACGAGACGUCUGUGUCGGAAGCGCGCAGGGAUGGAUGGAGGUGGAUCGAGCUCAGCAGCUGCUGGCGGAUCUACUUGAUGGAGUCUCCUUCCUCCACAGCAUGGGAAUCGUCCACAGGGACUUGAAGCCAGGGAACGUCUUGCUGACGGCCGCUGGAAGGAUCAAAAUUUCUGACAUGGGCUUCUCAAAGCGCCUGGACAAUGGCCAGUCCUCCUUCGACACGGUUCACGCGGGCACCAUGGGAUGGCGAGCGCCUGAGCUUCUGCUGAAGCAGAGGUGCACCAAGUCUGUUGACAUCUUCGCUGUUGGCUGCAUCUUCUACUACGUCCUCACUCACGGUCAUCACGCGUUUGGCGAGUGGCUUGAACGAGACUCAAACAUCGUGCGAGAUCGAACAAACCUUUCGUUGCUAGAUCACUGGCCGGAAGCUCAGGACUUGAUCGCUGAGCUCAUUCGUCAUGACUCGUCCAAGAGACCGACGGCAGCGGAGGCGAGGAAGCAUCCCUUCUUUUGGAGCAAAGCAACAUGUCUCCGCUUUCUGCUUGAUUGCUCGGACCGUGUGGAGAACGAGGAUGCGUCUUCCUUGUUGGUAACGGCCAUGGAGAGAAGAGCGCAGAUGGUGAGGAACAAAGAUGAUUACUCCUUCACAAGACGCUUCCCCUGCUCUGACCCUGCUGGCAGGAGGAGGAAGUACAACUACAACUCCCUUAGAGAUCUCCUGCGGGCGAUCAGAAACAAGAAAAAUCACUUCAGGCACGCCCUCCUCCCUCCCCUCUUCUCCAUCUUCCUCCUCUCUCUGGACAUGCUCUCGCUCCUUCUGCCGCAGGCCGUGCAGGACAUGCUGGGAGGAGUGCCGGACGGGUACAUGCUCUACUUCAAGACCAAGUUCCCCCGCAUCAUUCUUGAGAUGUACUUGUUCGCGCUUGAGACGGGUGAGGCAGCUGAGGGAGAGGUGAGGAGGUUGAUGAGUAUGUGCAGAGCUGACGAGGAACGAGGCUGUGUUUUCUGCCUACUUGUCUCCAUGAGCGUUUUUCCCUGUUUGAACGUCUGA
This is a messenger RNA of Guillardia theta CCMP2712, 1264 nucleotides long. RefSeq lists its product as hypothetical. Gene Ontology annotation, molecular function: protein serine/threonine kinase activity; ATP binding; RNA endonuclease activity. Gene Ontology annotation, cellular component: IRE1-TRAF2-ASK1 complex. Lineage: Eukaryota; Cryptophyceae; Pyrenomonadales; Geminigeraceae. Gene Ontology annotation, biological process: intrinsic apoptotic signaling pathway in response to endoplasmic reticulum stress; IRE1-mediated unfolded protein response; mRNA processing. Bases 248 to 1264 code for a protein of 338 amino acids. The transcript is spliced from 12 exons. The record is from RefSeq and is a predicted model, not a curated record.